AUGGAGCUCCACUUGGACAAUCAUAGAAGCCUUGAUCAACAUCGGAAGGACCUUAAAAGGAAAUUGGAGGAAUUGAUUGGUUUGAAGAAAGACACAGAAUCUAUAAUGAGAUCAGAGCUGCAGCCGAGAAAGAAACUCAAGGCGGAAGUCCAGAUAUGGUUGGAAAAUGUUGAAAGAGUCAAUGUCGAAGUGCAUGCCCUUGAUGGAAGAAUCGUUUCAUGGAGGUUGGUGGUUGACAAUCCUCAAUGGAUAGGACAAGUUUUAUCGACAACAAGUUUAUCAGGUGAAGCUGUAAAGGCAUGUAUUGAAGAUAUCUGGAAUUGCUUGAUGGAUGAUGAGGUUCCAAAGAUUGGAGUUUGGGGGAUGGGUGGCGUGGGGAAAACAAGCAUCAUGAAGGUUAUAAACAACCAACUCUUAAAAGAGACAGGGAAAUUUGAUAUUGUGAUUUGGAUCACUGUAUCCAAAGAGAUGAAUGUUGCUAAACUGCAGAAAGACAUUGCUAGUAAAAUUGGAGUAGAAUUUUCUGGUGAUGAAGAUGAAACUACAAGGGCAGGGAGGCUCUUUGAAACAUUGUCUCAGAAGAGUAGGUUUGUGAUGAUCUUGGAUGACCUAUGGGAGAAGGUUUCACUUGAGAGAAUAGGAAUUCCUGAGCCAUCAAAUGGGACUAAAUUAGUGUUGACAACAAGAUCAGCUGAUGUGUGUCGACAAAUGGGUUGUAGAAUGAUUAAAGUGAAGCCUCUGACGGAAGAAGAGGCAUGGAAGUUGUUCUUAGAGAAGGCGGGCUGUGAUAUUCUCAAUAUUCCAGCGGUGGAACCAAUUGCAAGAUCAGUUGCUAAGCAUUUGUGCAGAAUCCAAAACUUCAAGACUGUUUCCUCAGUUGUGCAUUAUAUCCGGAAGAUUGGAAAAUUGAAGAACGAAGUCUUAUUCAACUUUGGAUCGCAGAAGGGCUUUGUGGAAGAAAUGGAUAGCAUGAGGGCAGGGUUUGACAGGGGUCGUGCAAUAAUGAAUAGACUCAUCAGCAAUUGCUUGUUGGAAGUUUUUGCUGACGAAGAACAUGCAAGAUCUGUAAAAAUGCAUGAUCUUCUAAGGGACAUGGCAUUGCGUACUGCAAAAUCUCGAUUCUUGGUAAAAGCCGGCAUGAUGUUAGAAAAGGCACCAGAUGUGAAAGAAUGGAGCAUGAAUCUAGAGAAAGUUUCGUUGAUAUGGAAUCAGUGGUUAUAUAUACCCUUGGAAAUGUCACCCCCAAAGUGCCCCAGGCUCACAACAUUGUUGUUGUCUCAUUGCAAUAUAGCGAGUAUUCCUGAAGGAUUUUUGAAGCAUAUGCACGGGCUUAGGAUUAUUGAUCUUUCCGGAAAUCCUAUCAAGAAUCUUCCAAUUUCCUUGUCGAAGUGUCCCGGGCUCACAACAUUGUUGUUGUGUGGUUGUCGUAUAGAAAGUAUUCCAGAAAGCUUCUUCGAUGAUACGAAUGAACUCAAGAUUCUUGAUCUUUCCUCCAAUCCUAUCAAGAGUCUUCCGCAUUCCUUAUCAAAUUUGAAGAACCUCACUUCAUUGUUGCUUGCUUAUUGUGAACAUUUAGGGAAUGUUCCAUCGUUGUCAAAUCUUGGAUUUUUAAAGAAGUUGGAUCUUCGAGGAACAAAGAUCAAGGAAAUCCCGAAUGGAGUACUUUCAAGACUCUGUUGUCUUCAAGACUUGAUCGUCGGUGAAACUCUGAUAAAUGGAAAGGAGGUGGGUGGAUUGAAGAAACUGCAGGGAACUCUUGAAGGGAGGUUUUAUGACUGGCACAACUUAAAUAUGUAUCUCGAAGCUUGUCGUGGCCGAGAAGAGCCUCGUCAAUACAUAAUCUACGUGGGAGAUGUAAACUUUCAUACGUUUUCUGAAAAUGAAGGAAAAGAAAUUGUUGCAAGGGGUUGUAACAUCUAUAACUACCAGAUUGUGCUUCCACGUGAAAUUGAGGGAUUGGUUAUUGGGUAUUGCAAUGUUGAUUGCAGUGAAGAAUACCCGCUUUUCUCCAGGUUUAUCCUCUUCUCACUUUCCUCCUUUUCAUCUCUUAAAUCUCUUUAUAUAAAUGAUUGUGGGAAUAUGAAAAAGUUGUUCUCCCCAAACUGUGUGCCGCCAAAUUUACAAAUGCUCAGUGUCGGAAGUUGUAAGCAAUUGGAGGAAAUAAUAACAUCAGUAGUUGAAACGGAGGAAAGAGGAAUGGUUAUCACGGAGUUUCAUCUUCCACAAUUACGGCAAUUGAGGUUGGCGUUUCUACCGGAAUUGAAGAGCAUUUGCAGUGCUGGUGGAGUACUGGUUUGUGAUUCUCUUGUCGUAUUUGAGAUUGUAUACUGUCCAAAAUUAAAGAGGAUGGGUCUUAAUCUUCCCAAACUUGAUAAUGUCCCACCAUCUGCAUCUGCAUCUGCAAAUUUCUAUCUUUCAGUUCGGAUAAGACCAAAGGAGUGGUGGGAAUCAGUGGAAUGGGAUGGUCCCCAACCCAAGUCUCUUUUCGACCCCUACCCGGUUCAUUCCGGUUUUGUCGGUUCUCAGUCGGUUCUUCCGGUUCUUUACCGGUUCUGUGCUCAUCCGGUUUUGAGAGUUAAUUGGACCGGACAGGCCAUUGAAGCUUCACCUGUAGUGAAUGAAGAGACGGGUCCAUUGGAGGCAAAUGGCAAUCUCUUCUCGGGAAAAUGUAUAUUGAUCCAAAUCAGCUUCAAGAAAGCAAGUAAAACCAGUUGCUCGACUUCACAAGAUUCUGAAGUUCAGUUUGUUACUGAUGAGGAUGUUCAAGUUGAAACAAAUUCCCAAAAAUAA
Hibiscus syriacus is the source of this 2790-nucleotide messenger RNA. RefSeq names its product disease resistance protein RFL1-like. Gene Ontology annotation, molecular function: ADP binding; protein binding. The transcript has 6 exons. The coding region runs from base 1 to 2790 and encodes 929 amino acids. The record is from RefSeq and is a predicted model, not a curated record. Lineage: Eukaryota; Viridiplantae; Streptophyta; Magnoliopsida; Malvales; Malvaceae.